UAAUUUGAUGUAUGUCGAUCGAACAAGCAAGCGAAUCUAAGCGAUCGAUAAAAAUGGCGGCAGUGAAAAUUUACUGCCUGGCUCUCUGCCUGAUGAGUACUGCAGUGGCGGCCAAUCAGCUCCGUGUCGGCUUCUACGCCCAGACCUGCCCGAGGGCCGAGACGCUCGUCCGGCAAGCCCUGAACGAUGCCCUCCGCAGCGACGCCGGCAUCGGCGCUGACCUUCUUCGGAUGCACUUCCACGAUUGUUUCGUCAGAGGCUGCGAUGGGUCGAUUCUCUUGGAUUCGGUCAACGGGAACUCGGUGGAGAAGAACGCGGGUAUCAACCAAUCCAUCGAGGAUGAAGCAUUCGACGUCGUAGACCAGGCCAAAGUCAACGUGGAAGCUGUCUGCCCCGGCGUCGUCUCCUGCGCUGACAUUCUCGCUUUCCUUGCCCGAGACAGCGUUGCCCAUUAUGGAGGAUGGUUCUAUGCGGUUCCUGCGGGAAGAAGAGACGGCCGGAUAUCGAUAUCGAGCGAGAGCACGUCCAAUCUCCCGACAGAGAAUUUCCGACUCGGUCAGCUCGUUCAGAACUUCAAGAACAAAGGGUUGAGCCCGUCGGAGAUGGUCACGCUCUCAGGAGCACACACGAUUGGGGUGGCGCACUGCGUUGCCUUCACCCGCAGGCUCUACAACUCCAGCUCGAGCACGGGCGUCGACCCGACGCUGGACCCGACGUACGCGGCGCAGCUGCGGCGGAGCUGCCCGACGUUGACGACCGACGAGGAGGUGCCGAUGGACCCGCCGAGCCAGUUCGGGUUCGACAACAGCUACUACCAGGGAAUCCUGAGGAACAGGGGGCUGUUCACGUCGGACCAGUCGCUGCUGACGGCGCCGUUUUCGGCGGCGCAGGUGAAUCUGUUCGCGAGAAACUCGGCCAGCUUCCAGAGCAGCUUCGCGGCGGCGAUGGUGAAGAUGGGCAACAUCGGCGUCCUGACGGGGUUCAACGGAGAGAUUCGUAAAAAAUGCAGAGUGGUCAACUGAAUCCAACAAAUCCCAAAGUAAUUAAGAAACGUAAAACGAGACCCAAGUGUUUGUAACUCUUAUUAAUUUGUAUGAAUAAAAACGUUGAAGACGUGUGUGUUUCA
Zingiber officinale is the source of this 1126-nucleotide messenger RNA. Its product is annotated as peroxidase 5-like. NCBI's taxonomy places the organism in Eukaryota, Viridiplantae, Streptophyta, Magnoliopsida, Zingiberales, Zingiberaceae. The transcript is spliced from 3 exons. The coding region runs from base 12 to 1022 and encodes 336 amino acids. Gene Ontology annotation, molecular function: peroxidase activity; heme binding. Gene Ontology annotation, biological process: hydrogen peroxide catabolic process; response to oxidative stress. The record is from RefSeq and is a predicted model, not a curated record.